Messenger RNA from Postia placenta MAD-698-R-SB12, 369 nucleotides. RefSeq lists its product as hypothetical. The record is from RefSeq and is a predicted model, not a curated record. NCBI's taxonomy places the organism in Eukaryota, Fungi, Basidiomycota, Agaricomycetes, Polyporales, Adustoporiaceae. Bases 1 to 369 code for a protein of 122 amino acids. The transcript is spliced from 2 exons.
AUGGUCCGUGAUGAUAUACUUCAUGCUUAUGAGGUACGUUGGUUAUUCAGCUACUUGCCGCCUCCAGUCCUUGCUAUCUUGGACAACCAACGAAUAGAGGCUAGCAAACGUGCUGCUCUCCUGACCACCGCUCUCAAGUGGCUACUGGACCAUAUUCCCACCGCAGCUAUUCCUCCUCAGGCUCGCCCGGCACUACAGCUCCUCGGAACGCUUGUUCCCUAUCUGGCCUAUCUAGGAGCCUUCGUUGUAUGGAGCUGGAGUGCCAUCAAGACAUUCGAUAAAGGCAACGGCGUCAUCCUGACAGCCACUUGGUUGCUGCCACUGGCACUCAUUCCUGGGUCUUGGGAUGAUACUCCGAGCAAUCCAUGA